This is a messenger RNA of Notolabrus celidotus (New Zealand spotty), 1221 nucleotides long. RefSeq names its product basic leucine zipper transcription factor, ATF-like (gene batf). The record is from RefSeq and is a predicted model, not a curated record. Gene Ontology annotation, cellular component: nucleus. Gene Ontology annotation, molecular function: DNA-binding transcription factor activity, RNA polymerase II-specific; RNA polymerase II cis-regulatory region sequence-specific DNA binding. Gene Ontology annotation, biological process: regulation of transcription by RNA polymerase II. The coding region runs from base 229 to 600 and encodes 123 amino acids. NCBI's taxonomy places the organism in Eukaryota, Metazoa, Chordata, Actinopteri, Labriformes, Labridae. The transcript has 3 exons.
AGAGAGCGCGAGAGAGUGAAAGAGAAGGAGGAGUGACUGAAAGGGAAAGAAAAGAGGGAAGAAAGAGACUCAUUAAGACGAGUUGUUCUCAGCACUCGUUCCGCUACACGGGCUCUCUCUUUCUUUCUCACACAUACAAAUACACACACACAUACACCACACACGCACACUCAAAAACACAAAGCAGAAGUGGACAAAGACACACAGUUUCAGUCGCGGCGGUUGGCUAUGGCUCAGGGAUCUGACAGCAAUGACACAAGCUACAAGUCCCCAUCACCUGGAAGCAGGCCGAGCUCCUCAGAUGACGCAAAGAAGGUGAUGAGGAGAGAGAAGAACCGGAUCGCUGCUCAGAAGAGCAGGAUGAGACAAACCCAGAAAGCUGACAGCCUACAUUUGGAGAGUGAGAACCUAGAGAAAGAGAAUGCUGCCCUGAGAAAGGAGGUGAAGCAGCUGACGGAGGAGGCCAAGUAUCUGACGUCCAUGCUGAGCAGCCACGAGUCAGUGUGCACCAGCCUGGCUCCUCAAACCCCCUCAGAGCACCUGUACCCUCACGGCAGCUACCACCACCAGCACAUCACUGUACCACACUACCAGCACUGAUCUGACCCAGGACCUGCUGCGAACAGACGACUGACCUCAACGGAGAGAAAGAGAGACUGAGUGGAGAUGUGUCUUUACAUGUAAAUCAUUGUUCAAUAUGUCUGCCAGUCAACGAUGGUGUGAAGCCCAAACCAGAACAUGCAGUAUUCAAGAGUAUUUAUUUUGCUUCUGCUCAUGCCUUUGCUUUUAUCUGUUUGAUAUCAGUAUGUGAACUUGUAGAAUUAUCUACCAGUCUAUGUUUACAUUUGGAGAAAGAAAAAAACAAACCUACUGUACGGAACUGAAGAUAGUAUUUUUGUAAAUUGCUUUGUUUCCAUGUGACUGAGGGCACUUCUGUCAUUGUGACAUAUUUUGAACCUCUCAUGUUUGUUAAUGUGUUUUAGUGUGUAAAUGUAGAUGGUUAACGCUCAGGAGCUUUUGACAGUAUUGAUUGUGGACUAAGAGAAUGUAACGUCAAGAUCCUUUUUUUUUUCCUUUUUCUUUUUAAAAAAGAGGCUCAAAUGUACCAAAAAGGGGGAGAUAAUGGGCAUUGAACGGGUCUUGACUUGAGUACUGGGGAUGAUAUUGAUAUGUGAGAAGAACCAGCAAAGAUAUUUAUUAAAUUUGAUGCCUUUUACUGAA